Cajanus cajan (pigeon pea) is the source of this 729-nucleotide messenger RNA. RefSeq names its product furry. NCBI's taxonomy places the organism in Eukaryota, Viridiplantae, Streptophyta, Magnoliopsida, Fabales, Fabaceae. The record is from RefSeq and is a predicted model, not a curated record.
GAGUUUUUAUUUUUCCUCAAUCAGCAUCGAGUUUGUGAUUGCAUUCCAAAACCCAAUUCUCUGGUCUAUAAUGGCGAAAUCGGCGUCGAGUUCUGUGAUGCAGACCCUGAAGCGCUUCAUCAAGAAGCCAUGGGAGAUCACAGGCCCGUGCGCGGACCCCGAGUACAAAUCGGCAUUGCCGUUGGCGGUGGAGUACCGCGUGUUCUGCCCGGCCACCACCAAGGAGAAGCCCAUCAUCCCCUCCUCCCUCCCCGAAACCGUCUACGACAUCAAGUACUUCACGCGCGACCAGCGCCGCAACCGCCCUCCCAUCCGCCGCACCAUUCUCAAGAAAUCCGACAUCGAGAAACUCGCCAAGGAGCAGACCUUCGCCGUCUCCGAUUUUCCCCCCGUUUAUCUCAACUCCACCGUCGAGGAGGACAUCAAUGCUCGCGGCGGCGGCUACGAGAACUGACAGGUUUGUGCUAUCGUGGGAUGACAUUGGCCCAGUCAACUUUCUGUUUUUUGUCGAUGGAAAGGUCUGAAUAGUCUUUGGCACAGACCUGUAAUGACCGUCCAUUUUAAAGAGGUGUGUAAACAUUUUAUAUCAAUAAAGUGUAGCUGUGGCUGGAGUUAAGUUUAACUUUGUUUACUUGUUUGUGAAUGUGGGAUCAAAAAGUAAAUUGAUUCAAUGACUUGAUAAUGGCUAAAUUGAAUACUUCCCCUCCCUAAUAUUUCCCUGUUCAUUUU